GUAGAGUCGUUGAUUGAGUAGCUGGAGUUCCAGACAUUGCUCUGCAGUGUCAAAACCUGUAAAAUUUUUUUUUAACCUGUAAACAAUUUAUUUUAUUCAAAAAUUACUCGUGGAAAUGUUUUAAUCGGUUUUAUUACAUGAGAAUUGGGCGAACGAAAGCGAGAGUGUUUUUACCCGAGCAGCCUACGAGCUAUAGGAAAAGAGUACGGUAAGCGAGUAGGCGGGGGGUGGUUAGACACGCCGCACAACGAGAACGAAGCGAGAACGGCUCUCCGCACCGUGUUAUUAUGAGCAGCCAGCAUUUAUGCGUACUAGCGAGUAGGCGCGGGGUAGAGGUAAACCGAACGCAACGAGAACGAAAAGGAACGGCUCCCCUCGUACCAUUGCAACGAAGCAAAGAGUCGUUUUGCGUGUAAGCGAGUAGGCGGGGAGUGGUUACGGGCCGAAUACGACGAGCCGGUUGCAUUGUAACAGGCAACCAACUGAUAAGAAAAAUAUUUCGAUCGAAUGAAAAGGCAGAUGGUUUGGCUAUUGUGCUUUGCGUUGAGUUGUGAAAUAUGUUGAAAUGUGCUUGAUUGUUGAAAUGUGAAUUUUUUUCGUGAUUUUUUGGCAAUUAUUACGGUAAAUUGCGAUCGGUGGUGAAUAAAAAGUAAUUUUUCGUGUUCGUGAUCGUAUUUGCGGUUCGAUUAAGGUGAGAAAUUUUGAAUUACGGUGAUUUUUCGCGAAAUGAGCAGCUUCGUGCAUGUUUGGUGUUGGAAAAUUUUGUAGCAGAAAUAUUCUUGCCGAAAUUUGAGUAAGUCCAGUUUAAAAUAAUAUUAAUACGCGAUUUUCUAUGUUCAUAGCCGAGAAGUAUUGUGUUUCGUACAUCUGGAGCGUGUAAUUAGCGGAAAAUCGUGGGAAUUUCAAAAAUCGAGAAGCUCUCGUCGCGUGUGUCUGCUAAAAGAACAAAACGAGCAGCAACGUGGUGAAAGCUGAGGUUGGAAAUUCCUUUGAGUUGCCAGAAAGCUUUUCUCGACUAGUAGGUGCGAUCUCGAUUGGACGAAGCUUUUAUUGGAAAGCUGAUUAUUGGACGGAGUGUUAUUUUUUGAUCGUUUGAUGAGAAUUAUUGACGCUGGAAAAAAGCUGAAGAAUUCGACGUGGUAAUUGAAGUCGAUUCGUGUGACGAAGUUUUUUGACGCUGAAAAAUAGCUAUUUUUUGACUUAAGAAGAUGGCGAUGAAAGGCGAUAAGCCGCAGCAACCUGAUUGGGAUGAUACCGACGAGAGUAGCGAUUCUGAAAGCGAUUCGGAGACGGAAGCCACACAUUAUAGAAUUUUUCGGUGUCAGAUAUGUGGUAAGCCGAUUGGUGAAGGGCCAAAAAAGAAAAAAUCGAAUACAACGGCGUUCGCGGUCUCGUGUGGGCACCAGUUUCACAAAAAGUGCCUGAAGAAAAAGAAAGCAGAGUUACCGUGCGAUUGCUUCGUGAAUGGCUGCCAGAAAAAUGGCAGAGUCGAUCCCGAGACAUGGCGGAAAUUACGCGGCGGUACUACCGAGGUGUCGAAAUGCGCUGAAGAAGAAAAGGAUUCCUUGCGCGAGCGGUUAGUAAAAGAAAUGCGGCAAAAUACCUUGCUGAUUGAGCAAAACGAGUCGCUGAUUCAGUCGUCGAGAGAGUCGCCGCGUGCUGAAGCCGAGCAAAUUCGAGUUGAGUUAAACUGCGCAAAGACCGAAAUAGAGCAGCUCAAGGCGGAAUUAGCAGAGGUACAGCAAAGAGCUGCGACGUUGGUGGUACAGAACGAUGCGCUGUUGCUCGCGAGUCAAGGUCCAAGAGAUUGGUCAGUCGAGGAACUCUCUGAGGAGGCUUUUGCAGCCGAGGCGGAGAGACGUGGUUUUGAGUCAUCGCUAGACAGACUGAACCGAGAAGAACGCGACCGGCGCUACCGGCAGUUUACGGAGAAAAUCGAAGAAAAUAACAUGAACUUCGACGAGGCGCUGCAAGCGAUAGACCGACAAAGAGUAUUCACGCAGGUCGACAGUGCACGGAUGAUGGUUUUAAUCGACAUCGACAGAGAGGCGUUGGACAAAGAAGUUAGAUUAUCAGAGGUUCUCGAUGGAAUUAGCGUGCUACCGUCAUUGACAGGUAUCGAGCAGCCGACGAUGCAAAGGAUGAUUGAACUCAAUAGACGUCUCGAGCAGCUCGAAAUUAGCUAUGAUGACGUGUUCGAGGUAGUCAACGACGAGGCGGAACGAGCUCGCUUAGAAGCGAGGAAGUCGCUGCAAAAGAAAGAAACUACGAAACCAGCGGCGAAAGCGGUAGUUGAGAAGCCUCAAAAGACCGAAGAGAAACCAUCGACGUCGAAAGAGAAGCGGUCCUCGGUCCCGAACACACCAGACGUAAACCUGGACGGAAUCGAGACGGACGGUAAGAGUAACGACGGUGAAAGCCCUCGACCUGACGAUGAGCGUGCGAAAAGAGAGUCACGUAAAAGAACGAGUACAGAGUCGUCUAAAGAGAGCUCUUCGCCAAAAAGCCCUAAGCUAGAGGAUGUUAUACCUGAUUCGGUUAUUUAUGCUUCGCUAAAAAUCUGUUUAGAAAGAGCAGCGCGUGGAGACCUUAAAGAAAGAAUUCAAGGGAUACUCGACUCAUACAGCGAAACGUCAACGGUAAAGACUGAGACGCCUCAAGAUUCCGAAAACGUAGUCAAAAAAUCGAUACUCGAGGCGCGGGUGAAAGAUCAAGAACGCACGCCGAUUACGACGCAGCAACAACGGCCGCGGUACGCCACGCCGAAUACUCCGGCGUCCGAUUCAGCGAGUCGAUCGCAGCGAAGCACGAGCGAGUCACGGAGGCGCGAUACGAGCACGGGUGACUCCUCGUCCAAGAAGACGGAUGUAUCGAGUAGCUCGCGUGGAUCGAGAGUAAGCGGCGUCGAGUCGAUCGAAAAGAAGCGGUCGCCAUCGAGGAGCUCGUCCAGCGAUUCGGAGUCAGAUUCGUCCGAGUCAACGCCACCGAAGAAGUCUAGAAAGUCGAAAUCGUCAAGAAAGCGAGCAGCGACGAAACGCAAGUCGACUUCGAAAAAUAAAGCGUCACCGAAGAAGAAAAAGAUUACGUCGACAAAAAAGAAACCGGCGACAAAACGUAAACCGGCGACGACGAAACCGGCGGUAAAGCGUAAACUCCCAGUAGCGAAAGACGAGACGCCGGAAAUACCGCCGGAAGGAGUGAAAACUCGUAGCCAGACGCGAAGCGAGUCGAAAUCGGUGGAGGAAGGUGAAGUUACCCAAUCUAGCCAAGAAACGCUCGAGCUUGCGGCAGAUGCGAGUGAAUUUGAGGAGCAGCCCGAAUCAAGACCACCGUUACCGAACGUACCGGCACCCGAGCAGCCGCCGCCCCCGAGCCCAGAGCGAGUUCUCCAGGACCAGCAGCCUGGUCUAGCGCAGUUAACGCCGGGCGAACGGGCGCAGCGCGCCUUUCAAGAACGAGAGCGCGAGUGUAGACGAAACAUGGAAAUAGCGUUGCGACAUCACGACCGAGAAGCCGCUAGAGUACGUGAAGGAAGAAUGGAUCUCGGACCAAUAGAAGAUUAUUUCGAGCCGCUGGAAAAUUGCCCGCCGCCACCAGCGCCAGUAUGGCUGAUGGCCGAGUUUCGGUACGAGCCGCGCGGUGAGAGAUACGUUCGAGGUAUGUUUUUCCCGGUCACGCGCGACACGAUUCAACAGUCGAUGCAGAGCCGAGGAAUUUUGAUCAACAAUGAGUUAACGGUACGAGAUGACUUGUAUUAUCAGAGAGACGGCGGGGCUUGGAUUCUGGGCCGAGUAUACCGUGGAGGCGCUACGUACUACGUAAUAAACUCGUUCGUCGUCAUCGGAGAUGCUCUCGCGCAUGCGGUGGUAAGUGAGGUGAUCUACCAAAACGUAGCGGCGAGGCGAGCGUGGAGUGUGCACCCGCUCGCGGGCUCACGAAUUCCAAUUACCACCAUGUGCAGAAACCUACGAAGCUUGGUCCAGCGGGCGCCGCAGCGAGUGGUGAUGUCGGCGGGGCAGUUUUGCAUGGAGUCACAGACGUUCGAAAUUGUAACCGAGAGAAUCCUCGAACUUUGGCGCGCGAUGCAUCGGCGGGGUACGCGACACAUUUUGAUGGUGCCUCCGCUGACGUGGCCGCACUGCCCGGAAAUACGCGUCCGAAUACGGGAUUUUCUACGGCAAGGACCGACGAGAGCAGAGUUCGAUGGUAGAUACGUAUAUAUGGAGGCAUUAGAAGAAACGAUCGAGAGAUGCCCUCCAGCGACGUUCCGUGGUGAGACGCCGUAUUUGAACGAGCACCAAGCGUCGGAGGCGUUAGUCAGGAUAUUUGAAUACGCAACGGUCGAGCGGAGAUGGGGGUACGGUCAGUUUCCGCGGGAGCAGGAUCCGCCGCGUCCGGUGGAGCAGCUCCAAGCAAACCAACUUCAACGUAUCGAGGAGAUGUUGAGGCAAGACCGUGCAGCCUUGGCGGCACAUGAACGAAGGAACGUCCGCGAGCAGCUGGAACGAGAAGUACACGAGAGAGAGCUGAUCGAAAGAGUGCAGCGACAGAUGAGACACCUUCCUGGCGCCGAUCGUCAAUUACUGCCCGAGCGAGCCGCGCAGUUGGUCAACGAGGUGAACCGACAGAUGCCUGAGCCGCCGCAGCAGCCGCAAGCUGGACCGAGUCGCCAGCAGCCGGCACAAGAAGGAAGACAGUUACAGGUGGCUAUACCACGAGCACCUGGAUUGGCCGGAUUUGGACGAGGUCGUGGCAGGCUGGCGGAGAGACGCGAGCGAAUGCGAUUGGAGGCGGAGGAAGAAAGACAAAACCCUCAGAACGAACAGAACCAGAAUGAUGGCAGAGAAGCACGCUAAAAUGCGGUGAAAAUUUUUCGAAGAGUCGCCUCUGUCUAUUUAGUUUUGUUUUCUCGAUGUAAAAUUUGUCUCAUGCGCGAUUCGUGGCAGUAUUACGAGUAGUGAACGAAAGUAGUUCCAAAAAUUGUAAAUUUUUUUUCCCUCUGAUGUUGUAUUUUUAUUUUUCUCGAUCGUGGUCUCAAAUUUUUUUUUUAUUAUUAUUGUUGUUUAUUUUCUGAUGUAAUUACGAGUAAGCUCCUCGAGGAAAAGAGAAUUUUUCGAGUAGAGCAGUUUUUUUUGGUAUUUGUUGUUUAUACUAUUGUUUUGUUGUUUUUUGUUUCUACCAUUUGCCAAAUUAAAAGAUGAAGUUUUGUUUAUUGAAUUUUGAGGCGUGCUAAUAAGUAGAGUAUGCCGAAAUGUAAAUAAGUGUGAAUUUGUGUGUGAAUUUGUGCAGGCAAAUGAGUAGUUUAGUUUACGAAAGCAAUGUUGUUUGUGAAUUGUUUUUUGGAAUUAAUUAAGAUCAUUGAGUAACCAAAUAUACGAGGCGAAAUUAGUUAUGUUCUGUGAUAAAAUAAAAACUUACGUGUUGGAAUAGACGGUGUUUUUAUUUGUUGUGAAUAUCACCAUUCGAGAAAUUGAGUAUUGGAAUAACGAUCUUGAGUAGCUCGAAAAUACCUCAGAGGUACCUGCGAAAAGAAAAACGAAGAACAAAGUACAAAGUUUUUCUUUAAUUUAAGCAAUAAAGAAGUAAAAAUAUUACGUCCCGUGAUAGGUAUCGAUGAGCAGCUUCAAGCAAUCGUACGAGUAACUGGGAGUAAUCACGUGAGUAGCUGGAAUUGAGACGUUUAAACUGGUCCAGACGGGUCGAGUGCCAGCAUCUGUGAAAAUAAAGAGUUAGCACUCGGAGGUAAAUUAUGAGUAGAGAUAUGAGUAGUUACCUGAGUCUGACUCCAGUGAGAAGAAUUCCAGCGAGAAUCUGAAACAUAAAGCAGAAAAAGAGCAAGAUUAGUGAGAAGCUCACCUGAGUAGUGUCACAGGUUCCAGGUCAGAUUAAUGAAGCAAUCCAGAGCUCCAGACAAGAUUCCAAUCCAAGGAUGGUGUAGAAUUAAGGUUAACAUAGUAAUGUAAUUAGAUUAUGAUUGCAUGUAAACAUGUUUAGAUAUGUUAAUCUUAAGUUCGCGUAUUGUUAUAAGAUUCUGCACGAGUAGCCAGAUAGGGUCUGAUAGGGUCUUAGGACGAGUAGGCCACAUCUGUGAUACGAGGCGGGGCAGGGGGAGCCCAAGUACUCUACGAGACGCUGAGUAGGCCUCUUUAGGCUGCGUAUCCAGACGGGCCCCCGAGCUAUACCCAGCCGGGGCAUUAUGUAGAGGGUACUUGGGACUCCAUGUUACCACUCUACAGUGGUAAUUUGAUGCCCAGGCAGGCGGCAACACUGCAACCGGUACAGCGCCAUCUGGUGUACUGGUUCAGUGGAGACGACGGCCGAGAUUGCCGAAGCGAGCCGCCUUGCAGUUUUCUAACCAUCUUCAUAAAGAGUAGUAAUAAGUUUAACGCUGGCUUAUGCCAACUCUGUCUGUUAGGAAACGCCUCAUCACCAGCAGAAUCUUUCGUGUAAACGAAUGGUAUUGAAUAGUUAUCGUAGUAACGUUCUUAUUCACUGUACAUCAAAUGAGAGAUAUAAAUAUAUGGUGAAACGUA
Messenger RNA from Planococcus citri (citrus mealybug), 6533 nucleotides. Its product is annotated as centrosome-associated protein Alms1a-like. The transcript is spliced from 8 exons. NCBI's taxonomy places the organism in Eukaryota, Metazoa, Arthropoda, Insecta, Hemiptera, Pseudococcidae. The record is from RefSeq and is a predicted model, not a curated record. Bases 1209 to 4856 code for a protein of 1215 amino acids.